UGAAUUCCUAUUCUUUUCUCCCCCCCCCUUUUUUUUCUAUUUUGUUUUAUUUUUCUUUUAGACAAACUGGAUCGUUCAACAUCAAUACCUACUCCUGAGCGAGUGACGAAGAAGCUAACAGAAGCACCAAAACGAAGUGUUUCUUGUGUAUUACAGACAAUAAGAAGAAAAAAGAAAUCUAGGCCAUCACCACUUGAUGUCGAUCAUUUAUUUGGUAUCAAUAUCUUGAUUGUAGACGAUAACCCUAUCAAUUUAAACAUCCUCAGAAAACACCUUAAUUUUAUUUCAUUCUCUACAUCCACCAAAAUCAAACGCAUAAAAGAAGCAAGAAAUGGCCUGGAAGCCCUGGAUCUCAUGCGCAUUUAUACAUUUGAUAUAAUCUUACUCGACAUUGACAUGCCUUUAUUAAACGGUGUCGAGACAGCUAAACAGAUCCGAGCCAAUUUAAAUAGUACAGUACCUAUCAUUGCCGUCACGACCAAUGAUUCAAUAGAAUCCAAAGAUAAUUACCUUAAAGUUGGCAUGGUAAAAUGUCUUGGAAAGCCUGUUAAUCUUCAAUUACUUGAACAAACUAUCUCUAAAUCAUUGAUCUACUCUUCACCGCUUACACUUACUCCACCAAUCAAAGAAUAAUCAUCGGACUUGGUGAACGAAAAUUUUUUUUUUUCGCGAACGCGCCGGACGCGAUAAACUGAAUAAAAUUCUCUUUUUUUUUUAUA
Molecule: messenger RNA, 719 nt
Organism: Gilbertella persicaria
Lineage: Eukaryota; Fungi; Mucoromycota; Mucoromycetes; Mucorales; Choanephoraceae
Product: CheY-like superfamily
Exons: 2
Coding region: 355-633 (92 amino acids)
Biological process (GO): phosphorelay signal transduction system
Source: RefSeq, a predicted model, not a curated record